AGUUAAAAAUAUUAUUAACAAUUUUUUUUCUGUCAAAACUCAAAACACUUGCAACAAGACCAAGAGAGAGUGAGAGAGACAGAGGGAUAUAACAUUGAAACAAAAAAAUAAAAUAAUCUAAAAAUAUACAUUUAUGUAUUAUUGAAUAACAAAAAUAAUUGUUGAGUAAUAUCUCUGAAAAUAUUCCAACAUUGAGUAGAAAAAUACACAGGCCCAGCUGUGACAGUCAACAUCGAUCGUUUACAACAAUUUCCUGAUGAGAAAAAGAGGGGAAUAAUUUUAAGGAAAAAAAAAAAACAACAUAAUAAUAAUCACCGGUUGACAGACAGUAGACACACACCAGGGCAAUUGGCAAAAAAAGCUGGACAUUGAAACGUCAAUUUGAGUAAAUUAAAACAAUUAAAAAAAAAACUAGUCUCUCGAAUUUACAAAUAAAAAUAUUUAUUGUAACAUAACGUUGACAAGAAACAAGGUCUCACAAAUUUGUUAAUAAAAAGUCCAGAUAAUAAUCAAAUAAUCAUCAUUUAAAAAAAUCAAUAGUGAUACGAUAAAAACUUAAUAUCUUGAUUGAUAGCCAUUUAACAUUCUUGAUGAAUUAAAUUGCACUAAAUUGGAGUAAUUUUUUCCAUCCUUUUGAUAAUUAAUAAUUAUUCAUUUUAAAUAUUAAAAAACAAUUUAAUUUUUAAUCUUUAUUUAUUUAAUAAUAAUACAUAAUGGAAAAAGUUAAUGAACAAAAAGUUGCAACAUUACCAGCAGCUCAAAAAUUUAAAUUACUUCCAAAAAUAAUAAAUGGAGGUAUUGCUGGUAUUAUUGGUGUGUCUGUUGUUUUUCCACUUGAUCUUGUUAAAACAAGACUACAAAAUCAAGUUGUUGGUCCAGCUGGAGAAAAAAUGUACUCCUCAAUGCUUGAUUGUUUUAAAAAAACAUAUGCUGCUGAAGGAUAUUUUGGUAUGUACAAAGGUUCAGGUGUUAAUAUACUUUUGAUAACACCAGAAAAGGCUAUUAAAUUAACAGCCAAUGAUAUGUUUAGACAUUAUUUAUCACCAGAAUCUGGAAAACCACUGACAUUGGUGAGAGAAAUGUUAGCUGGUGGAUCAGCUGGUGCUUGUCAAAUAGUCAUAACAACACCAAUGGAAUUACUAAAAAUUCAAAUGCAAGAUGCUGGUAGAGUUGCAGCUGCAGCUAAAAAUGAAGGAAAAGUCAUACCAAAAGUAUCAGCAAUAUCAUUGACAACAGAACUUUUAAAAAAAAGAGGAAUCAAGGGACUUUAUCAAGGCACUGGUGCAACAGCAUUAAGAGAUGUUACAUUUUCAGUUAUUUAUUUUCCAUUAUUUGCACGUUUAAAUGGACUUGGACCAAAACGAGAAGAUGGAUCAUCUGUAUUUUGGUGUUCAUUUUUAUCUGGUUGUGUGGCUGGUUCAGCUGCAGCACUUUGUGUUAAUCCAUUUGACGUUAUUAAAACAAGAUUACAAGCAAUUAAUAAAGCACCUGGUGAACCAACAUACAAUGGUGUACUUGAUUGCAUAGGAAAAACAUUAAAAAAUGAAGGUCCAACAGCAUUUUUCAAGGGUGGAGCAUGUAGAAUGAUUGUCAUUGCUCCAUUAUUUGGUAUUGCACAAACAGUAUAUUAUCUUGGAGUUGCUGAACGACUGAUGGGUUUAAUAUAAAUAUCUUAUAAAUCAAUUCAGUAUUUUAUCAAUUGAUAAAUAAACCUCAGAAACAACUGACAAUAAUACAAUUAAAUAUUUUAUGGAUAGUUUAAUCAAAUAAUACAAUAAAUGCCAAUAAAUUGAUGAUGAAUUAAAACACUCAAGUGCAGUUUAAAAAAAAAAAAAAAGACAAAUAAUCAAACUUGAAAUAUUAUCUUUCUGUAGUAUCAAUUUUGUUUUUUUUUUUUUAAUUUUACACCUUUUUGUUAUUUCUGUUUUUGAUAAUAAUCUUUUCAGUUGAAAAAUAUUUUUUUAAUUGUGUUCUUAUUAUACAUAUCAAUAUUUAGUUAAUAUUUUUUUUUAACUGUAAAUUAAUUAGUCAAUUUGUUAUGAUAGUUUUUAAAUAUUUUUGGAAUUUCUUUUUUUUUUGAUUGGCUAUAAUAUUACUUGUCAAUUUUUAAGGAAUAAUAAUAAUAAUAAUAAUAAUUAAAAAUUAACCGAAUAAAUGUCCAUUAAAGUGUUCAACUUGGAAAAAAAAAAAAUAGAUAGAUAAUUGUAACAGUGGAAUUAAAAUGUGUGCCAUUUUUUCUUGAAAAUAAAUCGUUAAUCAGUGUAAUCAAUAUUUUACAAUGUUGAAAUUACAUUUAAAAGUUUAAAAAAAUAAUAAAAAAUAUAUACAAAAGUUAUUUAAUAAUAUAUGUAACAUAAAUAUUAUUUUGUUCAAUUGUUUUAUUUGACAAAUAAGUAUUAUUUAGUUUUAAUUUAAUUUGCAACCAUUUUGAUCCCAUUAAUUGAAAAUAAAAAUUAUACGUUAUUAACAUGAGCAAAGAAAAUAAAAAAUGUGUUAAAAUAAUGAAUGUAGAAACGAAAAUUGAUUGCCAACCACCAAAAAUAUCAUUAGAUACUUAUUAUGAUCCAGGUAAAUUAGAGAGAAAUGCAAGAAGAGUUUUGGAAAUUGAUAAAGAAAAUAUGGAAUUAUUAAAACGUUUAUAUAUAAUCAGUCUAUCAAGGGUAAAGAAAUUGUCAAUUCACAUUUAUAAAUGUACAUUGAAAGCUAAUUAAUUGAUUAUAAUUUUAAUUAUAUAAGGGAAGAUUUGGAAGAGUUACGAGUGACAAUAAAGAUAAUGUUCAACCUGAUGUCAAUAAAAAUUCAGAAUAUGAAAAAAUUCGUAAAGAAAAUAUGGAAAUUUACAAAAGUCUUGAAAAAGUUGUUCCAAAAGUUGUAUCAUUUUUUCCAGAUAAAAAAAAUAAAAAGAGAAAUAAAAUAAUUGG
Molecule: messenger RNA, 2921 nt
Organism: Aphidius gifuensis
Lineage: Eukaryota; Metazoa; Arthropoda; Insecta; Hymenoptera; Braconidae
Product: mitochondrial glutamate carrier 1-like
Exons: 5
Coding region: 714-1667 (317 amino acids)
Biological process (GO): malate-aspartate shuttle; aspartate transmembrane transport; L-glutamate transmembrane transport
Molecular function (GO): L-aspartate transmembrane transporter activity; L-glutamate transmembrane transporter activity
Source: RefSeq, a predicted model, not a curated record